AUGGCGACCCUUAAUGUUCCCGCAAGAUUGUCUUUCUUGAAACCUGAAAGGUCUAGAGCCACUGAUCGAUUGGCUUCCUCCAAGAGCCUGUGUGAUUCUACUGCGUUUCACUGUAGACCCAGAAGAAAGUAUGCUCAGAAGAAGCAAAGCUUUACUGUUAAAUCAAUUGGGAUCUUCCAGGACAGCAGCAGAGGCCAUUUUAACUCACACAAUGGUCCUGUGGGGAGCGUUGACAAGGCUGACUCAACUUUUGAACUUCAGUCUGAUAAUGAUUACCUUAUGGACCAGCCAAAGGUAUAUUCAGAUGGUAUAAGGAAAACUAAGAUAGUAUGUACAAUUGGUCCUUCAACAAGCUCACGCGAAAUGAUAUGGAAACUGGCUGAAACAGGAAUGAAUGUUGCACGUUUGAAUAUGUCACAUGGGGACCAUAAGUCACACCAGAAAACCAUUGAUCUUGUCAAAGAAUACAACUCUCAAUUUGAAGACAAGGUUGUAGCCAUAAUGCUGGACACCAAGGGUCCUGAGGUUAGAAGUGGAGAUGUACCACAACCAAUUAUUCUUAAAGAGGGACAAGAGUUUAACUUUACAAUCAAAAGAGGAGUUAGCACAGUGGACACAGUUAGUGUAAACUAUGACGACUUUGUGAAUGAUGUGGAUGUUGGUGACAUUAUUCUAGUUGAUGGUGGAAUGAUGUCGUUAGCUGUGAAGUCAAAGACAAAAGAUUUGGUUAAAUGUGUGGUAGUUGAUGGCGGAGAACUAAAAUCAAGGCGCCAUUUAAAUGUGCGUGGAAAAAGUGCAACUCUGCCUUCAAUAACAGAAAAGGACUGGGAAGAUAUCAAGUUUGGAGUGGACAAAGGAGUUGACUUCUAUGCUGUCUCAUUUGUUAAAAAUGCUGAGGUGGUCCAUGAGUUGAAAGAUUAUCUCAAAGGUUGCAAUGCAGAUAUUCAUGUUAUUGUAAAAAUAGAAAGUGCGGACUCUAUACCGAAUCUUCAUUCGAUAAUUAUUGCAUCUGACGGGGCAAUGAUUGCUCGUGGAGACCUUGGAGCAGAACUUCCAAUUGAGGAAGUUCCUUUAUUGCAGGAGGACAUCAUUAGAAGGUGUCACAGUAUGAAGAAACCAGUGAUUGUAGCAACCAAUAUGCUGGAGAGCAUGAUUGAUCAUCCUACGCCAACCAGGGCAGAAGUUUCUGACAUUGCAAUUGCAGUAAAAGAAGGUGCUGAUGCAAUUAUGCUUUCUGGAGAAACUGCCCAUGGAAAGCAUCCAUUGAAAGCUGUUAAAGUAAUGCAUACUGUGGCUUUAAGAACUGAGUCAAGCCUACCAAUUAGCACUUUUCCUCCAAUUCAAUUGAGGGCCAAUAAGAGUCAUAUGGGGGAAAUGUUUGCUUUCCAUUCAACAACUAUUGCAAACAGUCUCCAAACACCCAUCAUUGUUUUCACGAGGACAGGAUCCAUGGCUGUGCUUUUAAGUCAUUAUCGGCCUUGCUCAACAAUAUUUGCCUUCACAAAUGAAGAAAGGAUUAAGCGGAGGUUAGUGCUUUAUCAUGGUGUCGUCCCCAUAUAUAUGCAGUUCUCAAAUGAUUCGGAGGAGACUUUCUCAAGAGCAAUAAAGCUAUUAGUAGCUAAAGGUCUUUUAAAAGAGGGGCAGUUUGUUACUCUUGUACAAAGUGGUGCGCAACCAAUCUGGCGUCGAGAAUCUUCUCACCAUAUCCAAGUUCGUAAAGUUGAAAGUUGGUUUUGA
Prunus armeniaca (apricot) is the source of this 1737-nucleotide messenger RNA. NCBI's taxonomy places the organism in Eukaryota, Viridiplantae, Streptophyta, Magnoliopsida, Rosales, Rosaceae. The record is from the annotation of a GenBank genome assembly.